AUGCCGAAGUCUUUUUUACAGACAGUUCAGAGACCAUAUCCCACAGUGACCGUUGCGGCUGGAGUGCGACAGGACGAGCUGGACUCGUUACUACUUAGCGUAGGUCAUGCAAUCGCCAGUGGGCCGCAGCCGAUAGAGGUCACUAUAGCAGGAGGAAUUGGAACAGCUUCUCACGGAGGAAGCUAUGACGAACCAAGUCUGGGUGGCUACCUCGAGUCCGUACAAGUCUUCGAUUCUUACGGGAGACUUCGACAAUUUACGGCUUCUGAGAAUCGGAAUGUCCUGCGCGCCAUGCGAUGUCAUCUUGGUCUCCUUGGGGUCAUUGUCGAAGUAGAAAUGAUGGUGGAACCAGUCCAAAUGGUGUCACUCUUCACGGUAUUCGUCCCCCUCAGUCUUAUGCUCAAUGCCACUUUUGUUAAGGAAAUUGUAACGCGCAAUUUCUACGUGGAGGCACGCUGGGCGACUUACAAUUCCUUAACGGAAGAGGAAGUCCAAGAGACUAUGGCCACUGGAAGGGUACCCACCACGUGGAACAGUAAACGAGAUCUCGUGUGGCUGAGUUUUAUCAAUCCGAAUGGAACGGAGCCUGACCUUGACCUUGACUUUGACGUAAACUUUGACCUGAAUGUGACACCUAUUUCAUUCGGGCAGCGCAUAUUUGCUGCCCUCGCGACUAGAAGAUUUAUCGCUAAUCCAGUUGUUGUCCCAAAGCCUUUCGCCAUUCACGGCCUGAAUGCUAGCGCCAUUCCAACCGUGACUGCCACGGAAACAACCAUCAGAGAAAACCCUUCUUUCACAAGUAGUUGCCGCUUCAAUAGAGGGCGCUUCCUACGCUAA
Messenger RNA from Lingula anatina, 837 nucleotides. RefSeq lists its product as uncharacterized. Lineage: Eukaryota; Metazoa; Brachiopoda; Lingulata; Lingulida; Lingulidae. Gene Ontology annotation, molecular function: oxidoreductase activity, acting on the CH-OH group of donors, oxygen as acceptor; FAD binding. The record is from RefSeq and is a predicted model, not a curated record.